GGCCCUUCCUUCUCGGCCGCGACCACGACCUAUCGCAUCAAUCCUGCUGAGAUUCUCAAACGACGGCGCUGUGAUCCGCUGGGCCCCCAAGGGAACGUCGCAGUGUGGGAUGUCGCGUGCUCCCUGGAAUCUCGGGCAUACUGUAAGGCACGUCGUACGCUUGUGUCCGGGCGACGACGGCUAUGGGCGGUACCAUUGCGAGCCCUAUCGCCUCCUGCGCGUAUAUAUACUUAACGGCAGCGAUACUCCAGACUGACGACGUCCUGUCGACCGUCCAGAACGCUGCCCCCGCGCACCCUUGGCUUAAAGACCUCCGGAUAGGCGGCCCUACCUUGGCACACUAGCGAUGGUCCUCAAGCUCGGAUUGGCGGCGUCUGCCCUUGCGGUGUUCGUCCUCGGCGCGCACGCACUCACGUCGAAUGGGCGCAUCCAUGCAAACUUCCCUCCCCGUCCGAGUGUGCCCAAGGUGUCCGCUCCGACCGUGGAGGAGGCGGGCCCGGUGACGAGCCGGAAUGGGACGGUCCUCCCUCCCUACAACACGACGUACUACUUUGACCAGUUGAUUGACCACAACAACCCGUCGCUGGGGACGUUCAAACAGCGCUACUGGCACACUUACGAGUUCUACGAGUCUGGCGGGCCGAUAGUCCUGUUCACGCCGGGAGAGUCGAACGCUGAUGGCUACUCGGGUUACCUUACGAACCGCACCAUCAACGGCCAGAUCGCCCAGCAGCAAAAUGGCUCCGCGAUCGUGCUCGAGCACCGUUUCUACGGUCUCUCGAACCCCUACCCGGACCUGUCCGUCGCGAGCCUCAAGGUGCACACCAUUCAACAGGCGAUUGACGACCUCGAGUAUUUCGCGAAGAACGUCAAGCUUCCCCAGCCUAACGGCGACAAAGUCGCCCCUGGGCAGGCGCCUUGGGUUCUUGUUGGCGGGUCUUACUCGGGUGCGCUCACGAGCUGGACUGUCGUCAACAAACCUAAUCUAUUCCAGGCUGCGUAUGCUUCGUCCGCUGUUGUAGAAAGUAUUACCGACUACUGGGGAUAUUUCCAGCCCAUUCUGGAGUAUAUGCCCUCGAAUUGCUCCGCUGACGUCCAAGCUGUCAUCGCGCACGUCGACUCCGUCUUCUCCUCAAAAAGCGAGGCGGCGAUCAACGAGCUGCUUUUGGUGUGGAACUUCACGACCCUGCGCCCCCACCUCGACGACGCAGCGGGCGCUUUGCGCAACAACCUUUGGGACUGGCAAUCGCUCUCCCCCAGCAGUGGUUACGGAACUUUCUUUGAGUUCUGUGAUGCACUUGAGGUCAAGAAUGGUGUAAGCGCUGGCCCGAAGGGAUGGGGCCUCCAGCACGCCCUCCAGGCUUGGGGCUCCUUCUGGAACAACACCUACUAUCCCGAAGUUUGCGGCGAUAGUGAUCAAGUGUCCUGCCUGGGCACCUAUGACCCAACUGCCGCCUACUGGACGGACACCUCGAUUGACAAUGCUAGUCGCUCCUGGACCUGGAUAGUUUGCAACGAGGUAGGCUUCUUCCAGGAGGGCGCUCCUAAGGGCCACCCGACCAUCGUGACGCGCCUUGUCCAGCCUGCCUACGACGAGAGACAGUGCACGUACUGGUUCCCGGAAGCAUUCCCCCAAAACGGACCCCUUCCUGUACCGCGCGUCGACGAGACGAACAAGGCGUAUGACGGGUGGUUCGUCCAGGCGGACCGCCUUUUCUUCGCGAACGGCCAUCGUGAUCCUUGGAGGGAAGCCACGAAAGCCGCUGACGGGACGCACUUCCCGAGCACGUCCCAGCAGCCGCUCGCCAUCUCGGACGGGUUCCACUGCUCGGACUUGAGCACGGCGAACGGCAAGGUGGACGAGACAGUGCUGAGUGUUCAGCAGCAGGCAUUGAAGGCUAUUGGCCCCUGGCUCGCGGCGUGGAAGCCCUCUGCGCACUGAUAUGCGUAACAGUAGCUUCAAGCUUAAGGUUCGCAAUGAAUUACAAUAUUGUGGAUUGCCGUAUGCGAUAGCUGGGCGCAAUGUAGCACUGGAGCGCAGUGUAGCGAAUGAGGGUGAUACAGAUCAUCU
This is a messenger RNA of Dichomitus squalens LYAD-421 SS1, 2071 nucleotides long. RefSeq names its product peptidase S28. Gene Ontology annotation, biological process: proteolysis. The coding region runs from base 347 to 1942 and encodes 531 amino acids. Gene Ontology annotation, molecular function: dipeptidyl-peptidase activity; serine-type exopeptidase activity. The record is from RefSeq and is a predicted model, not a curated record. Lineage: Eukaryota; Fungi; Basidiomycota; Agaricomycetes; Polyporales; Polyporaceae. The transcript is spliced from 10 exons.